Messenger RNA from Exophiala spinifera, 1473 nucleotides. RefSeq lists its product as uncharacterized. The transcript is spliced from 2 exons. Gene Ontology annotation, cellular component: mitochondrial small ribosomal subunit. NCBI's taxonomy places the organism in Eukaryota, Fungi, Ascomycota, Eurotiomycetes, Chaetothyriales, Herpotrichiellaceae. The record is from RefSeq and is a predicted model, not a curated record. The coding region runs from base 1 to 1473 and encodes 490 amino acids. Gene Ontology annotation, molecular function: structural constituent of ribosome.
AUGUCGCUAGCUAUCUGUAUCGAUUGUCUGUCGCGAUUCCGCAUCUCGACGAACACCCUCACCCGAUCAGUCAAGACGGCAAGCUUGCUCCCUCAAGCAGCGUCCUUCCACACAUCCCUAAUUCAAAAUGCCAACGUCGUCAAAGCCAAGUCAUCGGCCUCGAAGCAGCACACCCUUAAAUUUCGAGGAUCUCAAUCUGCAAGAUUGAAAAAGAAAGUCAGGGAACGGCCGAAGGUACCUCCUGUUGGCGAACGCAAAGCCCAACGUCGGCGAAUCGUCUUGAGUAACACCAAUGCUCUGGAGGUCGCGGACCUGGAAACGUGGAGCAAGGAGAAGAUGACAGACUCUCAACUAGUAGGGCAGGUGGUGGCUUUGGACGGAGAGCUGCUCGAUCAACUCAGAGACGCCAAAGCCUUCAAGCGGACACAGAACUGGAGCUUGUUUCGAAAGCCUGCGACUUUGAUCCGAAAUGAAACAAUCGCUAUUGGCAAAGAGAUCGAGGCCUUGACCAGUAGUCAAGACAACAAAAUGGUCAAACAUCUCGUGGCUGGAGAGACACAUUCUGGAAAGAGCAUUCUCAUGCUUCAAACGAUGUGCAUGGCCUACAUGAAUGACUGGCUUGUUCUGAGUGUUCCUGAGGCUCAGGAUCUUAUGAACAAUACAUCCUCUUAUGGCCCUCUACGCCAAAAGGAAGGUGCUCCCACCCCAGAAGAGCAAUUAUUCAUUCAACCACAUCUAGCUCAAGCGUUCCUCGAACGAGCUUUAUACUCAAACGAAGCCGUCCUGAGUGGUUUGAAGAUCAACCACGAGCUACCCAAAAACAUCCAGCUGAAACAGGGAUCAACACUGAGAGAUCUACUCAAGGUCGGUGUGGAUGAUCACAUACAAGCAUGGCGAGUGUGGCAGGCUUUCUGGCGCGAAAUAACUGAGCCUGGUUCAAAUCCCAGACCACGGGUCCUCCUUGCGGCAGACAGCGUCGAUCACUGGAUGGGCCCCUCCAAGUAUUUCGACGCUGACCACAAAGUCAUCCAUUCACAGCAGUUUGUGCUUAUCCGGAAUUUUACCAAUCUCAUAUUCGGCAAGCAAAACGCGUCUUUUGCCAACGGUGGCAUGGUCAUCUUCUGCAGCACUGGGUCCAAUUCGCCCGCAUGCCCAACCUUCAAGCUGUUGAUCAACCAGAUGCGUGCCAAGGCCCGAGGUGUUUCGGCGACAUCGCCCAAGUUUCCACUUCCCGUGCCUUUCAGCAAACCUGACCAGCGUGUCCUUGAUCUCAUCCCAGGAUCUGACAAUGUUGGCUUGGUUGAUCUGAAUGGGUUGAGUGUACCCGAGUCCAAGGGCUAUCUGGAAUACUUUGCGAAGAGUGGGUUGCUGCAAGCCAGACUUGACGAUGCAAAGAUUGCAGAGCUCAGAAGUUUCAGCGCUGGAGGUAUUGUGGGAGAAUUGGCCAAGUUUGGAAGCCGCAUCAGGGCUUGA